Molecule: messenger RNA, 729 nt
Organism: Eremothecium cymbalariae DBVPG#7215
Lineage: Eukaryota; Fungi; Ascomycota; Saccharomycetes; Saccharomycetales; Saccharomycetaceae
Gene: TIR1
Product: GPI-anchored mannoprotein
Exons: 1
Coding region: 1-729 (242 amino acids)
Biological process (GO): fungal-type cell wall organization
Cellular component (GO): fungal-type vacuole; fungal-type cell wall
Molecular function (GO): structural constituent of cell wall
Source: RefSeq, a predicted model, not a curated record
AUGAGGACUACAAACGCUGUUGCUGCUACAGCUGCUUUACUGGCUGUUGCCUCCGCUGAAGAUUUAGAGCCUGCUCAGGUUUCUUCGAUCGACGUUGUGGUGCAAGAUAUCAAGAGUCACUUGACCGAGUACGUUAGUUACGCUGGUUCAAACUCUGGGUUAUCUAUACCUGAAGAUGUUAUAAGCGUCUACACUCAAGUGGCUACUUACACUGAUGGAUCCUACACUUCUUUGUUUAGCAACCUAAACUUCCAGGAAAUCAACUCCGCUAUUACUGGGUUACCCUGGUACAGCUCUAGAUUAGCGCCUGCUUUUGCAUCGUUGUCUCCUGCGGCUGCCACUGACGCCCCACAAAGUAGCGAAGGUAGUGAUAGCUCUAAUUCUGGCUCCGGUGUUGUUCCAGCCCCAGCCCCAGUCCCAGUCGGCGGAGGCAGUGGUUCCUCUGAUUCUAGUUCUUCAUCCGGUUCAUCUGGAUCUGAAUCCGGUUCAAGCUCUGAAUCAGCCUCUGGCUCUGACUCUGCUGGUGGUGCUGCCGCAGCUGCCAGCUCCUCUGAAGGCUCUUCCUCUGGAAGUAGCUCUUCCGCCUCCGCUACAAGUUCUGCUACACAUAGCAACGCCAGCAGAAACAAUUCGUCAACCAGCAAUUCUAGAGCCGGCGCCAACAACUUGCAAGUCUUAUCCACUGGUUUGGGUAUUGCCGCCGCUGGUAUCGUCGGUUUGUUGUUGUAA